Messenger RNA from Merops nubicus (carmine bee-eater), 420 nucleotides. It is a transcript of the gene FSAF1, whose product is annotated as chromosome unknown open reading frame, human C1orf131. The transcript has 5 exons. NCBI's taxonomy places the organism in Eukaryota, Metazoa, Chordata, Aves, Coraciiformes, Meropidae. The record is from RefSeq and is a predicted model, not a curated record. The annotation marks the transcript as partial.
ACCAAAAUAGUGGAUGAAGAGAAAAACGUGAAAAAACAAGAAUUUAACUUUGAAAAAGCUCGUCUGGAAGUGCACAAGUUUGGGAUCACUGGCUACAACAAGCAGGAGCAGCGCGUAUGGGAACAGGAGCGUGCUGUCAUGCUGGGGGCCAAGCCCCCCAAAAAGGAACAUGUGAACUACAAGACUUACCAAGAGAAAAUGAAAGAGAAAAAAACAGUGAAGGAUGACGAUAAGGGAAAGGAACAUAAAGGUGAUUCUCUGAAGAAGAAGAAGAAAGGGCAGAAGGACAGGAAGGCCAAAAGGAAGAAAUCGGUGCCUAGCAUUUGGCCUGCAGGACAAGUUGGAAAAUUCAGAGAUGGGACCUUGAUUUUGCAGAGCUAUGAUAUAAAGAGAAUUAAAUCAUCUAAAGUUAUCAAAUGA